CCGCGACCUGAAUCGUGCAUCGUGAACUUCAUGCCAUGCAUCGUAUUCCAAUUCUUGCGGAGCCUCAUAUCCUAUCUUGAGAGUUCAUCUGAUUAGAUAGAUAGGUAUCUGGACAAGGAAAAGAGGAAGCGGAGGUAGUACAAUCGGAACGGACCACGACCCCACUUUACCCCACCACCAUCAUCAGGAUUUCGAGCUCGCAGCUCGCAACAUCAUUCCACGACCAUCUCAAACAUCACCUCCGCGUCGAGUUCAUAAAAGAGAUCAUUCAAAAAUGCCAACCCACCUCUCACCCCCAGGAACCGUCCCACCAUCCCCAACCACCGCCGCCGCCAACCAAGAAAAAGAAUUCAACAUCGCCCUCCUCGGUGCGGGAGGCGUAGGUACAAUCGCCGCCCUGGUUCUAGAGAAGAGUGGCCGCGCGAGAGUCACUGCUAUCCUUCGCAGCAGCUAUGCGGUUGUGAGCGAGAAAGGGUGGGCGAUUGAGAGUGUAGAUCACGGGGUCUUGGGGAGUUGGAGAUGUGAGCGAGUCGUCCAAACAAUAGAAGAAGCCGUAUUCCCCGAACCGCAACCGAGUCCGCCCAUCCCGACUGGAGCCCCGACCCCGAUGGAAGCGGCCAGGGAACGAUACGAUUAUAUCGUUCUCUGCACCAAACAACUUCCCGAGAAAUAUAACCUAGCUGAGAUGAUAGCACCGCUCGUGACCCCUGGUCUAACAGCCAUCGUGCUGAUCCAAAAUGGGCUGAAUAUCCAAGAUCCGUUCAUCAAGGCGUUCCCGUCUAACGUCACCAUGUCCGCCGUCUCGAUGAUCGGAUCGUUCGCCGAGCCGCCGAAUGUGGUUAAGCAUAUUGGCCCGGAUAUCCUGCAGAUCGGGCCGCAUUACCACGCUGGGGUCCCGGAUGUAGUGAGUCUGGAGAAAACGAAAACGUUUGUGCAGAUGUAUAGUGAGGGCGGAGCCAAGAGCUGCGAGUUCGUGGACGAUAUGCCGAAGGCAAGAUGGUCGAAAUUGCUGUGGAAUGGGACGUAUAAUUCGAUUUGUGCGCUGGUGGAAGUGCAUGUCGGGGACGUGCAGAGCAGUGGUGCGAAGGAGGGGCUGGUGUUGCCGAUUAUGCGGGAGUUGCAGGCGGUGGCGAAGGAAGAUGGAGUGCUGCUGGAGGAUGAGGUCGUGCAGUUUAUGGCGGAGAGGAGUCCGAGGAGCAGUCGGUGGCAGCCGAGUAUGUUGUUAGAUAAGGUGCAUGGGAGGCCGAUGGAGUUUGAGGUUAUUUUGGGGGCACCGAUACGUAGGGGAAGGGAGUUGGGGGUUCCGACUCCGGUGAUGAGUACGGUGUAUGAGUUGUUGAAGUUGGUGAGGUGGAAGGUGGAGAAUCCGGGGGAGGAUGGUGAGCCGCAUAUCGGGUAGGUGGGAGAAAAUGUUCAUGAUCUGUUUAUCGUUAGACUUGACAUAGCUUUGCAUUUUCUGUGCACUUACUUCUUAGAUUUAUACCUCCAUAGACCACAAAAUCGCAGAGUUACUAGCUUUCAUCCC
This is a messenger RNA of Mollisia scopiformis, 1525 nucleotides long. RefSeq names its product 2-dehydropantoate 2-reductase. The record is from RefSeq and is a predicted model, not a curated record. Gene Ontology annotation, biological process: pantothenate biosynthetic process. Lineage: Eukaryota; Fungi; Ascomycota; Leotiomycetes; Helotiales; Mollisiaceae. Gene Ontology annotation, molecular function: 2-dehydropantoate 2-reductase activity. Gene Ontology annotation, cellular component: cytoplasm. The transcript is spliced from 2 exons. The coding region runs from base 275 to 1399 and encodes 374 amino acids.